UUGGGGUUGGAAGCUUUGUAUCAAAAUUGCACCACAUAUACCGUUCUAAGAACUGAGAGAGAGAGAUGGGGAGUGGACUUUCUAUGAAGAACGAGAGCGAAAGAUUAUACGAGGGCGAGAUGGUUAGGGAGGUUCCUGUCCAAAGAUCCCUGGACCUGGAACAUGCUGUCCUUGCUUCGCCGGCGAUGGCUAGGGGAGAUCGUCCUAUUCUAGAUUUCGUCCCUCCCCGUCUCGACGGUCCUGCGUUGUGCUCCGAGAUACCGCCCAUUUCUGCACAUCCGUUUCCUCGUCCUUCCACAAGUGCUGAAGGGAGCGGUAGCAUCAACCUUCUCCCAAAGAACCUACUGAAGCAAGAUGUUGGGGUAGAAGUUUCCAAGGCAACAAACCACUGUUCUGGCCCCGCGCAAUCAAUAUCCCCAGCAAUAAUAGACAGACGAAGUCGCGCCGCGUUCAAGUUGUAACUCUCCUACAAUCAACUCUCCGAUCAGCACCAUAACUGGUGAACUCGGGCUAAGGUCUCGGAGCCCUUCUAGCGGUUAAACCGAGCGGCUAAAAUGGCCGUAUGUAAUGUAGCAGGCCUAUGUUGGCCAUGUCUUGUUUAGUUGUAUGCCAUUACAACGAUAGCCUCACCCGACUCCUGCCCUGGUAAUUUUUCCCUCCUUUUUAUUUGUCUUUCUUUGAGGUCCUUGAGGACCUUAAUUAUACAGUUUCUUUACUUCUACAUAAUACAUGCUUGGCUGGCCUUCUUAAUU
Molecule: messenger RNA, 752 nt
Organism: Oryza sativa Japonica Group (Japanese rice)
Lineage: Eukaryota; Viridiplantae; Streptophyta; Magnoliopsida; Poales; Poaceae
Source: RefSeq, a predicted model, not a curated record